Messenger RNA from Nannizzia gypsea CBS 118893, 504 nucleotides. RefSeq lists its product as hypothetical. The record is from RefSeq and is a predicted model, not a curated record. The transcript has a single exon. Bases 1 to 504 code for a protein of 167 amino acids. NCBI's taxonomy places the organism in Eukaryota, Fungi, Ascomycota, Eurotiomycetes, Onygenales, Arthrodermataceae.
AUGCGUGUACUUCUAGCAUUUGCCUUUCUGGCUUCUUUUGCCAGCGCUGCCGUCGAAAGCCUACAUGGACCAUUCACCAUUAACAGUGUGGUAUACGGAGAGAAUAUGACUCUUGCGGGAAGCAACGACGAGCAAAUCAAAUUUAUAGGCACCACGGACAGCUAUUGGAUCAUCCAGUCAGUUGCAAGAGACGCCAAACCAUGGCAUACCAUAGAAAAAUACUCCAGGAUUACGCAACAGAGUCACUACAUCAACUUCAAAGAACACAAAGCCGGGGAACCCGCCACAAUCUCCACGGGGGCCGGCUCAAUUUUCGAGUUCGAAUAUGCUGGGUUUGCCAUCUUCCGAUUUGCUUCAAUCGACCAUCCCGACCUAAAGACGAAGCUGUACUGGACGGUGAAGAACAAUGGAACUGAGAGCCAGCCUGAUUUAUAUUUGGCACUUGAGCCCGAAGGAGUCGGAUACCAAAUCUUCACCGUUUUUAAUCGUCCCGUAAUCCCUUGA